AUGAGGUCACUUGACACUCCUGCUGCGACAGGUAUACCAUUGAAGUAUGACAAAGAAAGAGUCAAUCUCAACAAAGUCCAUAUCAACACAGACCUGGUCAACAGGAAGUCGGGCACCAGACCAGCAGGGGAGGGGAGACUGAAGAAGUACGAGGGCACAUGCAGUACUGACACACACGCCCCCACCACCCCCCACCCCAUGGAUGGUUGUCCCCAGUACUGGGAGGUAGAGAACAGGGUCUAUCUGGACAAACCACUCACAGAGAACGGGUUCCUCAUCCUGGAGGUUGGAGUAUGUAGGGAGGAGCAGAGGGACGUGAGUCAUGAUAUAGGUGGCCGUCCUUACUCCUACUGUAUGAGCGUCGUCCACUGUACUACACAUGGCGGGAUAUGCAGGGAGAUAUGGAGGGUGGGGAAGUAUGUGCUGUGUCUCCUCGACACUCUCCCCAACACAGCAGGGACAUCACACACACUACAUUACGGUGUUGUCUAUGAUGACGCCAGGAAGAAGAUUGUCUUCAUUGAUGUGAAGGAGAAGAAAGUCAUGUCGACGUUAGACAAUGUAGACUGUAGUGAACCACUGUGGCCGAUGUUCGGGGUGUAUAACCCAGGUGAUGUCACAGUCAGCAUGAGAUUUGUAGUGGGCAGCGACAUCAACAUGGCGGAGGAGAAGACAGCGAUGAUUGUCAUGGCGCUGUCGUGAUGUCAUAGCGUGAAA
This is a messenger RNA of Haliotis rubra (blacklip abalone), 717 nucleotides long. RefSeq lists its product as uncharacterized. The coding region runs from base 1 to 702 and encodes 233 amino acids. The record is from RefSeq and is a predicted model, not a curated record. The transcript is spliced from 2 exons. NCBI's taxonomy places the organism in Eukaryota, Metazoa, Mollusca, Gastropoda, Lepetellida, Haliotidae.